ACAAAAUAUCAGUAUAGAUAGAAAGUUAAAAUAAAAUUUCUUUUCGUGUAUAAAUAAUAAAUAAAUAAAAUUUGCGUUAAAAGUUUGGAAAUAUUGAGUGGUUUGUGUCCGUCCUAACUAACUACGUUCCAAUUUAACGGCAAUAUUUGAAAUAAGUUGUGACCAGCAAUCCGGACAUCAGGAUGAGCAAUGAAUUUCGGUUGUUUCAAAAGAUAACUCCUGAAGAGGAAGAGCAAUUGCGUUUGCAAUGGGCUGAAACAACUUUUAACCAUGGAACGGAUCCCAUGAAAACUAUUUCACGCCAGCAGCUCGAUGAGUCGAAGAAUAUUGAUAUGUCGUUUAGCGAUUGGAAACUAUAUAAACGCGCCCUAAAUCAAGCAGCUUCUUCGUCACAAUCUCCGUCACUUCCAACUAGCAACAACACUCGUUCUCAGAAUUAUGCAAAUAACAACACGGGUAAGGUAACUAACCAAAAGAUGCCUCAAAAAAAUAACUGGAACCGUAACAACAUGUCACAUCGCUCACCAAAUCAAAAUGCUGCACCGAAUGUGACGAAAGUUAAUGGGCCUAAUCGUGUAAAUAACGGUUCACAAAAUCAUCCAAAUCAAAAAAAUGUACAAAAUACUUGGGUACUUAAGCCUCCAAUGCCACCACCAAUGCACGCCGUAACACCUGAGACUAAGGAGGAGAAACAGCGCAUGUGGCGAGAGUAUAGACAAGCUAUGAAACCAUUUAAAAACCGGGAAUUCGCAAACGCUAAACGCACCAUUCAACGACUAGGUAAACGUAAUCCUGAAGAUCUCGAUCAAAAGGAACGCGUAAGGUUGCAACGUGCCCAGGAGACAGUUUCAGCACAUAAAAUGAUGUUAAGCCAAAAGUCAGCAAUGCGCUGGAUACGCAAUCAGGACCAAAAAGGUAUGCCACCAGGUCAAAAUCUAAGCAAUUAUUGCAGUGGUUAUGAUGAUUUCCCUGAUGAGCCACUGGAUGGCAAUGAAGAGCGGUCACCAUCGCCUUGGGACCAAUUAAACAAGAGCAAAUUACAAAUAUAUAUUAGAAAACAAAACAGCUCACCAUUAAGCAAGUUCAAUCAACCAGAAUCGGCAAACCGAUCUUUCGAACUUGUUGGUGGUAUUCGGCAGGCCGGACAGAAUGCACAAUGGGCAGGUCAAUGGAAGCAACGAAAUGGCAGUCUUAAUGGAGGUAGCAGCAACCAAUGGGCUCCCUUGAACAAUUCCUCAAACAAUUACAAAAACAACUCAAUUAAUGGACUCUUCAACUCCCAUUUAUUUCGAUAAGUAUCCACUGUUUAAUUUACACAUAAAACUAUAAACACUACCAGACAUGCAAAUAUUAUACAUACUUAGUUCUCUCCUGUUUUAGAUAAAAAUGUCUAUACCUUUAAGAAAUUACAAUUAUAAUUACAAUUACAAUUACAAGUUCGUCAUUAUAUCGCUUAAGCUCCUGUUGCGUGAGAGCGGUGAAGUAAAAUUUUAUGAAAAUUAUUUAGCUCGGUUAUGAUCGAUCCAUUUGUUACGAUGGCUGAAUAUGCUGAAUGUAAAUGAGUAUAUGAAGCAUAAUCGAUAUCAUUAAUAUAAGCUCUGGGUACUGGGGUUGGGCUCUGGGACACAUAUGUAAGAACUUUGUACUGAAUUGUAAAUCAAAUUGAAAGUAAAGCGAUUGUGUUAAUCGUAGUUCCCAUUUUUGAAAAAUUGUUUGUAUUUAACAAGUAAAUAAGACUAAUUAACAAUAUUAAUAGCAUAAAUGAAAUAAAAACCAAACUAGCGUAAGAUUUUUAUAACUCAAACAUAGAAUGCCCCAAAGACCAACUUUCACAGUACUCCAAAUUUAAUAAGUAUAUACAUAUAUAUAUAUUUUUUUUUUUGUAUAAUAGUAUAAGGUUAUAAUUACUUUGUUAUAGUCCAAAAUAUAGAAGCCCGUUCCAAUAUAAAAACAAGGAACCAUGUCAACUGCUCUUAGCGUGCUGAACAUAAGAGGAAUAUCUUGCAGUUAACUAUGUAUUUCAGAUGGUACUUCUUAAAUUAAAGGAUGUCUGCUUUGACAAGUUAUCUUGUUAAAUGGAUAAACCUACCAGUGCUACGCGAGACUUAAAUUCGCUAAAUAAAUACCACUGCUCCUCAACUACAAGGACAAACAUUAGAAAUAUGUUUAGUUUAGUUUUAAUUAUCCCAGAUAUUCCGAUUUAAAAUGGAUCGUUCCAUUUAAUCUUAACUAUUUGAUAUAAGUGCUAUUGGGAUUAGGGCCACGUAUUGUAAUAAGCGUACUUAUUGUACUGUUCACAAAAUGGCUGGAUUUUAACAUUUCAAACGUUAUACCAUACAUAUAUUAUUAUAAUAUUUUUAUUA
Messenger RNA from Teleopsis dalmanni, 2363 nucleotides. RefSeq lists its product as uncharacterized. Lineage: Eukaryota; Metazoa; Arthropoda; Insecta; Diptera; Diopsidae. Bases 183 to 1295 code for a protein of 370 amino acids. The transcript has a single exon. The record is from RefSeq and is a predicted model, not a curated record.